Messenger RNA from Anisakis simplex (herring worm), 717 nucleotides. The record is from the annotation of a GenBank genome assembly. NCBI's taxonomy places the organism in Eukaryota, Metazoa, Nematoda, Chromadorea, Rhabditida, Anisakidae.
AUGAUAUCUGCCCGUCAACGGGGUACGGCUCGUGAGGCGAUUGCAAAGUUCUCAACUCUUCCGAAUCAGGAUGAAACCGUGAGCAAUAAAUCCGGCUCUCGACAGAUUACGGCGUUACGUGGCUCGACAACAGAUGCUAUUGAUAAACUCAACAGUAAAUCAACCACACAAAACGGUGACAAAAUCAAUAAUAACGAUAUGUCAAGAAGAUGGGAGUUGAAUUCGGUGAACAGAAGAGGUAGCGCUCGCGAUACGAUUCAAAGGUUCAAUAAAGUAGCGGAACUCAAUCGGGAGAAGCUUGAUAAGAAUCCCUUCUCAGAGACUUAUUCCAUACGACAUUAUGACAAAAACGCUGAAGAUUACGGACGACCGACACAUGGUUCGAAAACAGAGGCGCGAGGAAUUAAAGCUGGCGUCUACGUAAGCCGAGAGGUGCUUUUCUUAUGUGAAACAAUCGAGGCUAACGCAACUGGCGAACAUCCGAACAGAGUCAUCAAAUUUGGUCCCUUAUUUUACACGUACGCACACUAUUCAGAUAAGUUGGUCGGCAUGCUUUUACGAGCGCGUAAAUACAAAUUAGUAGAUUUCGAAGGUGAAAUGCUGUAUCAGGGACAGGAUGAUCAUAAAAUAAUUCGGAUGUUGAUGCCAAUCGAGAAAAUUCGUGAAGCUGUCACUUCAUCUGGUGAUCCAGCCAAUUGUAUUGCGAUUGUCAAAUAA